This is a messenger RNA of Oryza brachyantha (malo sina), 2081 nucleotides long. RefSeq names its product benzaldehyde dehydrogenase, mitochondrial-like. The record is from RefSeq and is a predicted model, not a curated record. Lineage: Eukaryota; Viridiplantae; Streptophyta; Magnoliopsida; Poales; Poaceae. The transcript is spliced from 9 exons. Bases 285 to 1940 code for a protein of 551 amino acids. Gene Ontology annotation, molecular function: aldehyde dehydrogenase (NAD+) activity.
GAUGAUGAAGUCGUGAUUGUGAAGCCUCAUUCUCUUUAAUGGAAGCCAAAAGAUUUGUAGUUAACUCUAUUUCGCCCUUUUUUCUCUUUCCUUAUCUUUGACCUGUGCCGUCAGCAACUAUGUCACACCAAACCCCAGUCCUGCAAGCUCACGCCAAACUGCCUGUUAAAUAGCCCCGUCUCUGCACAGAAAUGCAGCCAGGAGAAAGGGAAGAAACUAUAUAUAGCUAACCCCUCCAUUGCUGGCCACUCCACAAGGUUUGCUGCACUAGGCUGCAACGAGACAUGUCUGCAAGGAGGGCUGCUUCCUCCCUUCUCUCUCGCCGCCUGAUCGCGAGGCCUCCUGCCGUCUCCUCCGCUAGCGACUCCGCUCCUCUGGGAGCAGGCUCAGCAAGGGGAUUAUUGCCUGGAGCAAUUCACAGAUUCAGUGCUGCACCGGCGGCCGCCGCGGCGGCCACGGAGGAGCCGAUCCAGCCACCGGUGGAGGUGAAGUACACCAAGCUCCUCAUCAACGGCAACUUCGUCGAUGCGGCAUCGGGGAGGACGUUCCCGACGGUGGACCCCCGCACCGGCGAGGUCAUCGCCCGCGUGGCCGAGGGCGAUGCGGAGGACAUCAACCGCGCCGUCGCCGCCGCGCGCCGGGCCUUCGACGAGGGCCCGUGGCCGCGGAUGACAGCCUACGAGCGGUGCAGGGUGCUGCUGCGUUUCGCGGACCUGAUCGAGCAGCACGCGGAGGAGAUCGCGACGCUGGAGACGUGGGACGGUGGGAAGACGCUGGAGCAGACGUCGGGGAAGGAGGUCCCCAUGGUGGCGCGGUCCAUGAGGUACUACGCCGGGUGGGCCGACAAGAUCCACGGCCUCGUCGUGCCGGCGGACGGGCCGCACCACGUGCAGGUGCUGCACGAGCCCAUCGGCGUGGCGGGGCAGGUCAUCCCCUGGAACUUCCCGCUGCUCAUGUUCGCCUGGAAGGUCGGCCCGGCCCUCGCCUGCGGCAACACCGUCGUGCUCAAGACCGCCGAGCAGACGCCGCUCUCCGCCCUGUUCGUCGCCAACCUGCUCCACGAGGCUGGGCUCCCAGAGGGUGUUCUCAACGUGGUCUCCGGCUUUGGCCCGACGGCCGGCGCCGCUCUCUCCAGCCACAUGGGCGUCGACAAGCUUGCAUUCACCGGGUCGACGGGCACGGGCAAGAUUGUGCUUGAACUGGCCGCGAGGAGCAACCUUAAGCCGGUGACGCUGGAGCUCGGGGGCAAGUCGCCUUUCAUCGUCAUGGAUGACGCUGAUGUCGACCAGGCCGUCGAGCUUGCUCACCGCGCGCUCUUCUUUAACCAGGGGCAAUGCUGCUGCGCGGGGUCACGCACGUUCGUGCACGAGCGCGUCUACGACGAGUUCGUGGAGAAGGCCAAGGCUCGGGCUCUGCAGCGUGUGGUGGGCGACCCCUUCAGGAGAGGCGUCGAGCAGGGGCCUCAGAUCGACGGCGAGCAAUUCAAGAAGAUCUUGCGGUACGUCAAGUCGGGCGUCGAGAGCGGCGCCACCCUCGUGGCCGGCGGCGACAGGGCGGGCAGCAGGGGCUUCUACAUCCAGCCGACCGUCUUUGCAGACGUCGAGGAUGAAAUGACGAUCGCCCAGGAUGAGAUAUUCGGGCCGGUGCAGUCCAUCCUCAAGUUCAGCACGGUGGAGGAGGUGGUGCGAAGGGCGAACGCGACGCCGUACGGGCUGGCGGCGGGGGUGUUCACGAGGAGGCUGGACGCGGCGAACACGCUGGCGCGAGCGCUGAGGGUUGGGACGGUGUGGGUGAACUGCUACGACGUGUUCGACGCGGCCAUCCCGUUCGGCGGCUACAAGAUGAGCGGCGUCGGCAGGGAGAAGGGCUUCUACAGCCUCCGCAACUACCUGCAGACCAAGGCCGUCGUCACGCCCGUCAAGGACGCCGCCUGGUUGUGAGCUGCUGCGAUCCUUUCUCUUCGCCGUCGCCAUGGCACCAUCCCUGUCAGUCAGCCUUCCUGAUGUCUCUGAAUAACGUCAGAGAUGUGAUACACCUAAGAUCGCGAUGAAUAAUGGUUAAACCGGUCGAUUUUUGUACAA